This is a messenger RNA of Rhea pennata, 6111 nucleotides long. RefSeq names its product CD44 molecule (IN blood group) (gene CD44). Gene Ontology annotation, cellular component: basolateral plasma membrane; plasma membrane; macrophage migration inhibitory factor receptor complex. Gene Ontology annotation, biological process: cell adhesion; positive regulation of ERK1 and ERK2 cascade; inflammatory response. Bases 112 to 3450 code for a protein of 1112 amino acids. Lineage: Eukaryota; Metazoa; Chordata; Aves; Rheiformes; Rheidae. Gene Ontology annotation, molecular function: cytokine receptor activity; hyaluronic acid binding. The transcript is spliced from 21 exons. The record is from RefSeq and is a predicted model, not a curated record.
AAAGUGCAGCAAACUUGAGGCUCAUUUACUGCAGGCUUAACAGGCGUUGGGGCUUCUUUCUGUGGCUUGCAAGGAUCUCUGGUUUUUGCAAGAAGCAAUUCUGAGGAAAAAAUGGCCAACUUCUCCUUAUGGGCAACUUUUGGAUUAUGUUUGCUGAAGCUUUGUCUAACAGAGACACAAUUCAAUGUAAGUUGCAGAUAUGCAGGAGUUUUCCACGUUGAGAAAGAUGGUCGCUACAGCCUGACACGAAGUGAGGCAGUCGAACUCUGCAAAGCUCUGAACAGUACCUUGCCAACACUAGAGCAGAUGAGAAGAGCUCAUAAACUUGGAUUUGAAACCUGCAGAUAUGGUUUUAUAGUGGGACAUAUUGUUAUCCCACGAAUCAAUCCCUAUCAUCUUUGUGCAGCAAAUCAUAUUGGCAUUUACAAGCUUUCAUCAAACACAACUGGUCGGUAUGAUGCAUAUUGUUACAAUGCAACAGAAACAAGGGAUAAGGCAUGUGAGCCAAUUGAAAGGCUAGAUACUUCUUUGCUCAAUAAUCGCAGCAAAAUAGUCAUUGAUAAUGCAGAUGGCUCACGUUACAAUGGAGAUGGCACUCGUCAUAGUGGAGAUUCCUCAACCUCAGGUGUAGAUGAUGAAAAUGUAGGCAGUGGCUCAACACAUGACACAACUGCAAUGGAUACCUCCAUCAGAAGAUCCCCCAGUACCUCAUAUUUUGAAAAUACUACUCCAGUCUCACAGCUACCAGAUCAUUCUUCGGGAGGAGGUGAAAGGGAAUUUCCUCCAAUAAGUACUGAUCAUGAAUUUUCUACAGUACCCACUGACAUCUCUUUGGUGCCAAUAGCUGACGAUUUCCCUGAAAAAGGAGAUGGACAGCAGCCUACAAGUACUACUCCGGGGCCUCAUCGUGACGACCUGGAGAAAGCCACCACCCAGGCUCAAUGGAAUCCGUUCCUGCACCACUGGUGGUGGUCAAACCCCGGAGACAAGGCGCAAGAGCCGACGCAGGCAACAAGGGAUGUGACUUCAAGCGGCAAUGGCUCAGAUGAUGAGGACUCUUCAGAGGAGACGGCUUACCCAACAGCGUUUCCAAGCUGGGACAUGAGUGUGGCCGAGAAAGAGUAUUCUGCAAGUACUACUCCGGGGCCUCAUCGUGACGACCUGGAGAAAGCCACCACCCAGGCUCAAUGGCAUCCGUUCCUGCACCACUGGUGGUGGUCAAACCCCGGAGACAAGGCGCAAGAGCCGACGCAGGCAACAAGGGAUGUGACUUCAAGCGGCAAUGGCUCAGAUGAUGAGGACUCUUCAGAGGAGACGGCUUACCCAACAGCGUUUCCAAGCUGGGACAUGAGUGUGGCCGAGUAUUCUGCAAGUACUACUGUGGACUCUCAGCGUGAAACUCUUCAGGAAAUCUCUACACACCAUCACUGGAACCCAUCCUAUAUAGAUGAAGAGGAGCGGUAUUCUAGCACUGAUGGCAGGGAUAUUAUGAUCAUUAUUGAUUCAAUCAUCAUCUUAUCAGCACUAGUCACAAGUGAAAGUGAAAAACAUGAAGGACCAACCCAACAUCCACUAUUACACAGUGUUCAUCCUGGAUGGAUCAGUCAAGAACAAAGUCCCGCAAAUACCACUGGGAGUACUGAACAACCUGAAUAUACUGUUCCAGGUGAAAAUGAUAUUGAAAAGGAAUCUUCACAUACAGCUAUGGCCUCUGAUUACGGGGCCAAACAGAAUGACUCGGCACAAGACCCAUUGCUGUACCCAGGUUGGGACGAGGGAGAUGGUUAUUCUGCAAGACCCACUUUAAUGGAUAGAAUUAUUUCUUCCAGAGCGAAUGAUCAUGAAAAAAAGUCUUCCAGUACAGCUGCUGCCUCUCCCGAUGGUGCCCAUCAUGAAGACCCAACUCAGUCGCCUCUGCCUUCAGAUAAGGAACAAGGACAGGGCACUGCAGGCGUCACUCAUGCCACAAACACCUCCAGGGAUGAGGUGCUCCAUGGGCUGAAUCCUGCUAGUAGGAACGAACCUGAUGACGAAUCUCCACUGACGGGUACCAUCACAGAGUCCACGGAUGUUGUCAGCCAAGAAGAAGCAACCAAAGAGCCCCUGGCCCCUGGCACUCAGCCUGGAAGUGAAAGUGGGCGAGCAACUACCACGGAUGGUUCCCAUGUCAAUUUGAUUCCUGGAGUUUUCCCAGACGCUGAGGAUCACCUUAACCGGUUACCCGUCCCUGCUCCUACCACUGCUGCCUCUCCCGAUGGUGCCCAUCAUGAAGACCCAACUCAGUCGCCUCUGCCUUCAGAUAAGGAACAAGGACAGGGCACUGCAGGCGUCACUCAUGCCACAAACACCUCCAGGGAUGAGGUGCUCCAUGGGCUGAAUCCUGCUAGUAGGAACGAACCUGAUGACGAAUCUCCACUGACGGGUACCAGUAAGAAUAAUGGGUCAUACUCAUUUCACUCCCUGUGUGAAAUGAGACAUUAUUUCUUCUGCAUUCAGCUCCUCUCGCUGUCUUUCUUGUCCUGGGGGAUGCAGUAUUCUUGUGGUGGACUUGCAUUGCAAAACGCUCUGGUGGGAUCUGGACCGUGGCUAAAAUGGGAGGGUGUUGGUAUUGGUAGCCUAUGCAUUGAACUCACAGCUGCUUCAAUCAUCACCGUAACAGCUGCUGCCUCUCCCGAUGGUGCCCAUCAUGAAGACCCAACUCAGUCGCCUCUGCCUUCAGAUAAGGAACAAGGACAGGGCACUGCAGGCGUCACUCAUGCCACAAACACCUCCAGGGAUGAGGUGCUCCAUGGGCUGAAUCCUGCUAGUAGGAACGAACCUGAUGACGAAUCUCCACUGACGGGUACCAUCACAGAGUCCACGGAUGUUGUCAGCCAAGAAGAAGCAACCAAAGAGCCCCUGGCCCCUGGCACUCAGCCUGGAAGUGAAAGUGGGCAGGCAACUACCACGGAUGGUUCCCAUGUCAAUUUGAUUCCUGGAGUUUUCCCAGACGCUGAGGAUCACCUUAACCGGUUACCCGUCCCUGCUCCUACCAGAGCUACGUCUAGUAUAUAUGGUAAAAAAGGCUCACAUAUGGGAGAUCAUGGAUCCACUCCUUUCCCUGGACAGACCACAACAGCAGUAAUUUCACAACCAAGGAUAGCCCGAGUACCAGAAUGGUUGAUUAUAGUUUGUGCUCUUGUGGCACUGGCAUUGAUUCUUGGAAUCUGCAUUGCUGUUAACAGUCGGAGAAGAUGUGGGCAGAAGAAAAAGCUAGUGAUUAACAACGGCAAAGGGGCAGUAGAAGACAGGAAGACAGGUGGAUUAAAUGGAGAAGCCAGCAAAUCGCAAGAAAUGGUGCACUUGGUUCAUAAAGAACAGUCAAAUGACCGAACAGGAGCAUGUGACGAAUUCCUGACCCUUGAUGAAACGCAAAAUCAUCAGGAGCUUGACAUGAAGAGUGGAGUAUAAUGGCACUAAGUCGCCAAGGAGAUCAGAGCUGGGGAAAUCAAAAUCGCAAGGAACUUGGACAGGAGUUCACAGAUGCACUGUGCUACUGAUGUCUUUUGAACAUAAUUAAACAUAAGUUUUCUUCAUUUUUUAAUUACUUUAAAAUCAUGUCCAAGUUGCAAAAAUGACAUUUACUUUCUGAAAUAAGCCCCCAAGAGUUGCAUAAAUUUCUCUUUCCCCAGUUCCUACAUGGAGGACACUUAUUGUGUCUUUGGUGUUAGGAGGGAUACAAGUUUAUGUCAUUGUUCCCCAGAUGCAGUAUCUUCGCUGUGCGGAGCUACAGGAGUCACUCCACUUUACAGGCACUUAAGGUACUAGACUUGCCAUGGUGCAAGAAUAAGUGAGGAACAAAUGUCAAGAGUGAAAAUGAAGCUAGAACCAUAAAGGUCUCCUAUGUAAUGUCUAAAACUUCAGAAUCCUUCAGAAAUGCCUUCCAGCCAGGAAGAGUGGUAGAUGCUUUCAAAAUAGGCAAAAAGUGACAUUUUAUAACGAUUUACAACUUGAUCUGUAAUGAGAGAAACCUAGAAGGACAAAGUUUAUUUAUCACUAUUUUUAAGUGUCUGUUGGCAUACCGUAAGCCUUCUCGCAAGGGGGAAUAAAGACAUGAAAACAUGAGCUGAUACAUAAUAAACUUCUAUACUUUAUUAUCUCAAUCUGUACAGUUAUCCUUGAGUUUCUGAGGUGUUCAUUGCUGUUCCCCCUCCCUUAUUCACUGGUCACGAUUUGUGUAUGUUUUUAAUAAGCCCAUUAGUAAGGCUUAUGAGUAAAAUAGAAUGACCCCAGCUUAAUCACACCUGUAUAAAUCAAGCAAUUGGAAAUCAUCAGAUGUAUUCUAUUUUCUGAAGAACAGGGUUCCAGCUUCCCCUGCUCCCAGGCUUCCUUAUGUUGAGCCUAGCGAGGCUUCUGUUAUCCAGGUCUGUUCAUUUUUUAAAACUUACGUUUAUAUGGUCUUGUUCACUUUCUAUGAAUUCUAUUUCACCCACUUUUUUUCCCCCUCUGCUUUAUAAAAAUAUCAGAAGAAAUACAGCUUUCUUACUGGUACUAGAAGUUGAAAUUCUACCAAAAAAAAAAAUCGAAGAAAAUUAAAGGAAACUCUCCCAGCAAUGUAAUAUAGUAAAAUAGCUGCAGCUGCUUUGUCAUAUGCUUUUAUUGUGUGUUUAUAUGUCUGUUAUGAAAAGUAUUUGUAUUAAGCUAUGAUGCUGUGCAUUAUAUUAAUAGGAAUUGCCAGAAAGGAAAUUAUUUGCUGCCGGUAGUCUGUGCCACUUUUAAGAAAGCAUAUUGGAAUGGAGGGAAAAUGACAACUUCUAAUUGGGCUGCCUCAAAAAAAAAGUCUUAAAGAAUUUAAGGUAAUUGCAAACAGUGAGAUCUCUAUUAGUUGUAGGAUGGAGACUAUUACCCGGAUUGUAACUGGGUUAUUGAGAUAUUCCUGUUCACUGCUGAAAGCACUUUGAUUUAAAAUUGUUCUGCUAAAGCAUGCUAUUUUAUGUUCUCCAUUUAAGCUAAUUGGAAGAUGAGUACUCAGCUGGCAAAAUACUAACAUUAGCCAGAACUGAUCCUUUUUGGACCGUAAAGCACAAGAUUGUUGUGAUUAUAUUUCUCAGUUACAGCCCUUCAGCAGUUUUCCAUGUGUUUAUGAGUUGCCCUGCUACCUGCAGGCAGAUUUCCCUGGAGGAAAUUUAUGCCUGGGCAAUAGGACCGAAGACAAGCUGUGAUGUUAAGGGAAACCUAGGACACUUCCUAAUUUGCUGUAUGCCAGUACGUUUCAUCUAUGAACAGCUACAUAGCUCACGGUCUGUAGAUGUUCAAACAAGGUGAAGGCAGUGGGGGUAGCUGGCAGUACGUGUGUUCCACUGCCAAAUUUAGCCCCAUCAUGAGCACAAAUAUUAAUGCUGAACCAUGCUGAGGGAAGUCUGUUGACUUUGUGCAUUGAUUUCUUAUUUCAUUCUUGUAAUUUUUUUAAACAAGUUUUUCUAUUUGUCACUAUAAAUCGAAACAAACUGUUGAAGGCUGUGUUAAAACUGGUAUUAUAUACUUAUUCUGCUAAGUGUAGAGAUCCAGAAUAAGGAUUAUGCCUCUCUUUAAAUACUAAUUUAACUCUAUCAAAAGAAGUUAACUCAGUGUCUUGAGGCUAAAUCUUUCUGAAAGAAGACUGCAGCAUGUUAUUCCUCUCUGUAUUCAAAUGUUUAAUGGAGAAAAUUACUUUCCUAAUUUAUCUUACAUGCAGCAUCUAUACAAACAUGGAUGAUAUUGUUGGGCUUCUUUUUAUAUUUUUAAAUAGGGAGAUGCUCAAUUUCUCUUUACAGAGGCAGCACUCAUAUAUGCUCAUUCCUUUUAGAUUAUGUCAUGUGAUUCAUCUGUAAUCAAGUUUCAUUACAGUUUCAAAACUACAUGGCCAUUUCAUACAUGUAAUAUAGAAGGUAUUUGUAUUAAGUUCAGUUUUAUUGUUUGAGGGGUUGUUCAUUAUGUGUGUUUUUUUUUUAUAGAGAGCACUUGAUAUAUUUGCAUAUUUAUUUAACAAAUUAAUCAGAAUGAAAGAAAAUAUCUCUAAAUUGUAACUAGAAAUAGUAUUGCUAAAAAAGAUUGAAUUGUAAAAUGAGCUUCCAAAAAUAAACUUGAUUCCAC